AUGGCCUGGUUAAGGUGUAAGAAGGUUCACACCCUGAUCACGCUCUUCUGCCUCGUCACGCUCUUCUGCCUCAUUAUGUACCUCCUCAAGCACCCGUUUUUCCUCCGAGGUCCUUCUCUGAAUGCCACGACUGCGCCGUGCGGGUGCCAGCGAUGCAUCCUGGACCAGAAGGGCGACUCGUGGUUCGGCGAGAGGUUCAACCAGUCCAUCCACCCUCUGAUGUCCAGGUCCAACAGCGAGCUCAGUAAUGACACGUACCGCUGGUGGCUGUUGUUGCAGGACGAGACCAAUCCAGCCAGUCUGAGCAUGGUGCUGGACAAGUUAUUUAAGAUCAUUCCUGGAGACGAGCGCUACAUGGAUGCCGGACCUUCUCGAUGUCGUUCAUGCUCAGUCGUAGGAAACUCUGGAAAUCUGCGCUCAUCCAAUUACGGCAGUCUCAUCGACUCCAGCGAAUUCGUUAUCCGGAUAAAUCAGGCUCCCACGAGGGGCUUCGAGCAAGAUGUGGGUUACAGGACCACGCACCAUGUGAUGUACCCUGAGAGCGCCAUCGACCUCCCGAACCCCAAAGUUAGCCUGCUGCUCAUACCCUUCAAAACACUCGACCUAGAGUGGCUCACCAGCACCUUCACCACCGCACACAUCAACUAUACGUACAUGCCGGUUCCAACACGGAUCAAGGCGAACAGAAACAACGUAUUAUUGUACAAUCCUGCUUUUAUGAAGUACGUUCAUGAGUCGUGGAUGGAAAAUCACGGUCAGUAUCCGUCCACCGGUUUCCUCACCAUCGUCCUCGCCCUGCACAUCUGUGACCAGGUGAACGUUUUUGGGUUCGGUGCUAACCAGAAUGGUGACUGGCAUCAUUACUGGGAGGAGGAGGAGCUGAACAGCGCUUUUAAAGAGACGUUUGUUCAUCACGCUGUUUAUGAGCAUGACCUCACUCAGAAACUUUACCAGCAGGGUAAAAUCACCUUCUAUAAGGGAGUCCAGGCCUCGUCUGUCAAAGCGCCGCCAGAGACACAGACUUUUGGGUAAUUCUGAUGCAUACUGCAUCUGAUGCAUCCAGACUGGGUCAGGAUCCAGUCUCGUCUCUCAGAUUCAGUACUGACCCACUGGCUGUGCUGAGCUUCUUACUGAGCCUCCUGAUUACUGCGCCUCCACUCAGGAUUCACGUCUCCAGUCUCGGUGCUACUUUAAUCCACUGAUGAACCAGGAGCAGGAGAUCGGGAUGUUCUCUCAGAUCCUCGUUUAUUCACUUUUACUUUGUUUUGGUUUGUUUUUCUCUCCUGAUUCUUUAGACCACAGUUGUUCUGUAGACUUUUAUUCAUUCUUAUUCAUUUCUACAUUACAUUUACAUUUUCAGCAUUUAGCAGACGCUUUUAUCCAAAGCGACUUACACAAUGAGCGGAACACGAUGAGCAAUUGAGGGUUAAGGGCCUUGCUCAGGGACCCAACCGUGGCAACUUGGUGGUGGCGGGGCUUGAACCGGCAACCUUCUGUUUACUAGUCCAGGACCUUAACCACUGAGCUAUCACUGGCCCGAAUUUCUACAUUUCAGACCUCCUGUUUUAUUGGGUUUUAAUUUUUUCAUCUCUACAGACAUUCUGUGGUUAAGGUACUGUCGGGCCCUUAAACGAGGCCCUAAAACAUCAGGUUGAACUGUGUACGGUUAUGAUUGUAAGUUGCUUUGAAUAAAACCUUCUGCUAAAUACCAUGAAUGUAAAUGAUCAGAUUUUAGUUUUAUGUUUAAUCACUUACAGAUCACUAGAUUUUUUGUUUAUAAUUUUUGGGACAUGAUCAGGUUAAUCAUUAUUUUACUGAUAAUGUUUCUGAAUGU
This is a messenger RNA of Trichomycterus rosablanca, 1834 nucleotides long. Its product is annotated as CMP-N-acetylneuraminate-beta-galactosamide-alpha-2,3-sialyltransferase 1-like. Bases 1 to 1032 code for a protein of 343 amino acids. Gene Ontology annotation, biological process: sialylation. The transcript is spliced from 6 exons. The record is from RefSeq and is a predicted model, not a curated record. Gene Ontology annotation, molecular function: beta-galactoside (CMP) alpha-2,3-sialyltransferase activity. Gene Ontology annotation, cellular component: membrane. Lineage: Eukaryota; Metazoa; Chordata; Actinopteri; Siluriformes; Trichomycteridae.